CAAUGAGCGGGAGGUGUGGGCGGGACCACGGCGAGGCGCAAACAUGGCUGCGUCCUCAGACGAUGAUGUUGAGGCCAAUAACCAGGACUACUACUCCCUGCUUAACGUCAGCAAACAGGCUACUCAGGAGGAGCUGAAAGCAUCGUACAGGCGACUCUGCAUGCUCUACCACCCUGACAAACACCGCGACCCAGAGCUGAAAAGACAAGCCGAACAACUCUUCAACCAGGUGCACCAAGCUUUUGAAGUGUUGAGUGACCCUCAUGCUCGGACCAUCUACGACCUUUUCGGGAAGAAAGGCCUGGAAGUGGAAGGUUGGGAGGUGGUGGAACGAAAAAGAACCCCCGCAGAAAUUCGAGAGGAGUAUGAACGUCUCCAGCGAGAAAGAGAAGAGAGGAGAUUGCAGCAAAGAACAAACCCCAAGGGCACCAUCAGCGUGGGCGUGGACGCCACAGACCUCUUUGACCGUUACGAUGAGGACUUUGAGGAGAUGCCGGGCGGAGGCUUUCCUCACGUUGAGAUCAAUAAGAUGCACAUCUCCCAAUCCAUAGAGGCUCCUCUGACCAGCUCGGACACGGCGGUGCUGUCUGGCUCUCUCUCCACACAUAACGGCAACGGUGGGGGCAACAUCAACAUGACCGUGCGCAGGGUUACGUCUGCCAGAGGCUGGGGGGAGGUGGAGUUGGGGGCCGGAGACAUCCUGGGGCCUCUCAUCGGGCUGAAGGUGUUCCGUAAUGUCACUCAGCGAUGUUUCUUGACAGCGCAGUGCGGCCUGCAGUUCUCCCCCCGGGGUGUACGCCCCAGUUGUUCUUUGAUGGCAGCACGCCACCUGGACCACAACACCAUGGGUUAUCUUCAGUGGCGCUGGGGGCCCAACAGUGCCAUGACUACUAGUGUGGUGCGGGACACCAAGAGCAGCCACUUCACUCUGGCUGUGCAGGUAAAUAUGCAA
Molecule: messenger RNA, 952 nt
Organism: Nerophis ophidion (straightnose pipefish)
Lineage: Eukaryota; Metazoa; Chordata; Actinopteri; Syngnathiformes; Syngnathidae
Product: dnaJ homolog subfamily C member 11-like
Exons: 8
Biological process (GO): cristae formation
Source: RefSeq, a predicted model, not a curated record